Molecule: messenger RNA, 3237 nt
Organism: Linnemannia hyalina
Lineage: Eukaryota; Fungi; Mortierellomycota; Mortierellomycetes; Mortierellales; Mortierellaceae
Source: the annotation of a GenBank genome assembly
AUGUCAAAGGUCCACUACAAGUUCAAGUCCUCGAAGGACUACGACUCUGCAACAUUCGACGGCCACUCUAUCUCCGUCUUCGACCUCAAAAAGGAGAUCCUCAUCGCUAAAGGUCUCAAGGGCCCCGACGACCUCGCCCUCACCCACGCCGAGUCUGGAGAGGAGUAUUAUGACGAUGCAACUCUGAUCCCUCGAAACACGUCGAUCUUGGUAGCGCGUGUGCCAGCCAAACCAGGCCGAGGAGGCGCGCAACGCUAUCUAGAAGGAGCCGGACCAAUCCCUCGAGGAGGCAACAUGUCCCGGAAUGUAUUCGAAAAACCAGGCUCCAAUAACCACCACGACCCCAUGGGUGGAUCAAAGGUCUACAGGAAUACUACGUCGCUCCUCCAGGAGGAAGGCCCUCCCACAGAAGCGGUCGACAUGUCCCAGAUGACCGAGGAGGAGAAAAUGAAGUUCGUCUUUGAACAACAGACUUCACACUGGGGAAAGACUCAAGAAGGAAUGGCCAAUGCCCAGUUUCGUCCCCUGAGUAAAUUCCAAGGGGCCACUCGAAACCAGCCUCAGAAUGGACCACGCCCAACGGGUGAAGCAGGAUCAGGCGCGGGAUCUUCUAACCCAGGCUCCUUUCCCAGGCAACCAAUGGACCAGCAACAACGUCCCCCUCCCAACACAUAUGUUUGCUACCGAUGCGGCAAAAAGGGCGAACAUUGGAUCCAGUUCUGCCCUACCAACAACGACAAGUCCUUUGAGCCCAUCGGCAUCAAGAAAACCACCGGUAUCCCCCGCUCCUUCCUAAAGACUGUCAAGAGCGACACCCUUCAAAGCAAAAAAGGCGUCAUGGUCACUCAGGACGGCAAUCUCGUCGUCGCGACAACCAACGACUAUGAAUGGAAAAAGUUUCACGAAAAGUCCAAGGGAACGCUGACAUCAGAUGAGGCGUACAACACUGCACCUAUUCCUGACGACAUGAAGUGCAUCCGCAACUAUCUCGUCCACCCACCCAAAGGCGAAGACCCAUUCAAGUGCCGGUCUUGUCACCAAUACCUUGUUCCUGAUCAACUCAUCCCCAAUGUCGACCUACGCCAGAGUGUCGAGCAUCAUCUCCGAGACUGGGCCAAGAGUCGACGCAUGGAAGCAGAUGGACAAGGCGGUGCUGGAAGUACCGGGCCAGGUUCUCGAGGCGGCUCACCUUUUGGAGACAUGGAUAAGACAGAUAGUCUCCUUGCAAAACCGUCGGGCGAUACUAACUCUUCUUCUAUUGAUGGCGAAGGAUCAGCUGCUGCUGGGCAAAAGAGGAGAUUGUCGAAUGACAACAGCCAGGCUGCCGCUGGAGGCCUUAGCGGUGAUCUCGAUAGGGAUCAACCGUCGUGGAAGAAUAAAAAGCCCCACGUCAACAACCAUGUCAGCAACAACAGCAACAGCAACAGCAGCAACAUCAACAGCAACAACAACAGCAACAACUUAAGCAACAAUCAGGGUAUGAGCAGAAACAGGCCGCCACCCAUGCACGGAUCAGGUGCAAUGGGACCGAUAGACCCAAGCAUGAUGGAUCCUCACCUAAUGUUCCCUGAAGGCAUCCCUCCAGGAUUUUUCGAGAUGAUGCAGCAGCAUGAUCCGGCGUUGUUCAUGGACCCAAACAUGUUUGGGCCAAAUGGAGUUCCUCAAUUCAUGAUGCCAGGAUUUGUGCCACCUUUUAUGCCAGAGUUCGGGGGAAUGCCAGGACAAGGUGGACCAAGUGGACCGGAAAUGUGGAACAUGGGACGAGGCAUUCCAGGAUUGCCUCCUAUGGGACCAGGAUUUCCUACUCCGCGAAUUGGGUUUAGUGAACCUCGCGCUGGUCGUGGCCGAGGGCGUGGCGGAGGAUGGCAAGAAAGUGGACAGAAUGACCAUGGUGGACCCAUCGCCGGCGGAGGUCGUGGUUACCCCCAAGAAUUUAACCAGAAUGGUCCUCAAGGAAUCCCUGCACCGGGAGGCAACUCGGGCGCUCCAUUUACACCCGCAGGCGCUGGAGCUGGAGCUGGAACUACCCGUGCGACAUCCGCCUCUGGUGAUAAUGCCAGGGAGGCCAAUGGCCACAGGAAUGCCAGCCAAGAUCCGCCGGGACGAUUUGACGAUGAUGAUAUUGACAUGUCCCAAGUUCCCACAGGACCAAGGGCCGCGAGAAGAUUGCCACUUGAAGACGACGAGGAGAUUCCGAAGGGACCUCGCGCGGGGCCGGGACCAGAGGAUGACCGGAGGAGGUCAGAGUCUCCCCCAACAGCACCUUUGGCGGAUAGAUUAAGGUAUCGAUCGACCAGCAGGUCUCGAAGCGAUAAGGCAGCAGAUAACAACAGCAUUGGUAGCAGUGGUGAUCGUGACCGUAGCCGUCAGAGAGAGACUAAGGAUAAUCGACACAAGGAUAGAGAAGGCAGUAGCCGAGAUAGAGAUCGUCAUCGUGAUCAUGACAGGAGCCGUGAUCGAGAGCGUGAUAGGGACAGAGACUUUGAUAGGAGUAGAGACAAGGACCGCGAACGCGAUAGUGAUCGUGAUCGUCGACGAGAUGAUAGUAGGGACAGAAGGGACGACCGGUCGAGAUCCUCUCGUCAUGAUCGUGAGCGGGAUCGCGCUAGAGAUUCGUCGAAUCGAAGGGACGACCGACGGGAUAAUAGGAGGGAUGACCGAAAGGCUGACGGUCGCCAGGAGGAUGGACGUUCGUCAUCGCACCAACAUCAGCGUCACCGCAAGGAUCGCUCAAGAGACAAUUAUCGUGAGGACGAGACGGAGAUGAAAGACAAUCAUCAGCAGCAUCGCCAUGACCGAGAAUCUUCGAGCAGUUCGUCGACACGCAAGUCGGUCGAUCCUCAGCGGGAUUAUGAGAUGAAACGCCAAGCGAGCUUUGGGGCAUCUAUGUCUACGUCGACGUCUCUAUCGAGGCAACAGGGUGAUUCAAUGAAGGGAUACGAGGAAAGUAAUGUUUAUAAGUAUAACUCGGAGGAUAGACCAGGUCAGGGUCAACACAGUGAUUCGCAGCGGGAGCGUGGUCAUGGACGACGCGGUUAUGGUGACGGUAACGGUAACGGUGACGAUGGCGACAGAGGGAACGAUGGUGGUGACGAUCGAGUUCACUUUCGAAAGCGAGGCGGCGAAUAUGAGAAGCAGCAGCAGGCACCAUCUGAUCUGUCGGUGACAGGGUUGGUCAGCCAGAGUGCCCGGGAGCGAGAGCGGGCUGACCGAGAGCGGCGUAGUUACCGGGAUUGA